UCCUUCGGCGGCAAUCCCUCCUCCUCCAAUUGAUGGACUGACACAUGUAUCUGCGCGGUGUUAGCUGUUGCUGGAGUUAACAUGUUUUGGUGAUUGAUAAAGAUUCCAGAGUGUAGUGCGCGAAAGAUGCCUUUCCGAAAAUUCACAUGGAAGAAAUAAAGAGAUGAUGGCAUCAACAGUUGCUUAGCGCCUACUUGCCUGAACUGCCACGGGUAUGGAGUCAGAUCGUACCAACCCUUGUCGGAGUUUCUGGUUUCGGACACCGAGUACUCUCCRAAACAUUUCGAGGAAAUAACAAUUGUGUUAUUCAAGAGAUAGUGGACAUUUACCAAACUCGAUUCAAAGUACCCCUUUGCAUCGCUGUAAUUCAUCAUGUCUGAUCAGAAUUACUAUUGGACCGUUUUGCCCAGCUACAAAACAAGUUUUGUGACUGGGGCCAUGAUGAAAAGAUCAAAAAGUUGCCGUAACAACAAGAGAAGGAGUCUGGCAGUCGGGACCCCCUCGCCCACGCUUUCGCGACCACUCUCACCUCUCCCCCUCGCCACAGCUGGAAGUAGUCCCCAAGAAAGCCCCCGAAAUGUCUCCGCUAGUGCCUCCGCCAACUUCCAGUUUGCACGCAGCCACCUGGCCCGCACUGAAAGAGCGGAUGGGCGAAGAUGGUCUGUUGCCUCCGUCCCCUCGUCCGGCUAUGGAACCAACCCCCCCAGCUCUUCAGUGUCAUCCUCUUCCUCCUCCCAGGAGCUCUUGCACCAGCUGCCCUUCCAGCCCACGGCAGAUGAGCUUCAUUUCCUGUUUAAACACUUCCGGAGCACGGAGAGUGUAGCGGACGAGGAGGGGCAGCCCUCACCCCCCGUGAGGCUCCGCUCCCGCAGUCUCAGCCCUGGUCGGACAUGUGGCACCUUUGAUAAUGAGAUUGUAAUGAUGAAUCACGUUUACAAAGAGCGCUUUCCCAAGGCAACAGCCCAGAUGGAGGGGCGUCUSCUGGACAUCCUCGCCGACUGCUCCCCAGACAGCAACCUGCCCCUGGCCGACGGCGUGCUGGGCUUCAUCCAGCACCAGCUAGUGGAGCUGGCCAGAGACUGCCUAGACAAGUCCCAGAUGGGCCUGGUCACCUCACGCUACUUCAUAGAGCUACAGGAGAACCUGGAGAAGCUACUGCAUGAGGCGUACGAGAGGUCCGAGAGCGAGGAGGUGACCGUCAUCAUUAAGCUGGUGAAGAAGAUUCUCAUCAUCAUCUCCAGGCCAGCCAGGUUACUGGAAUGUCUGGAGUUUGACCCGGAGGAGUUCCUUCAUCGUCUGGAGGCAGCCGAGGGCCACGCCAAGGUGGGCCAGGUCAUCAAGACAGACAUCCCGCGCUACAUCAUCAGCCAGCUGGGCCUCACCAGAGACCCUCUGGAAGACAUGGUCCAUCUGGAGCAGACCAGCCCGGGGCUCGGCGCGGCCUGCAGAGACACUGACGACACUGAGAACCGGGCAGCCUGCACUCCUUCUCGCAGGAAACCACUAGAGAGCGACUUUGAGACCAUCAAGCUCAUCAGCAACGGGGCCUAUGGUGCUGUGUUCCUGGUGAGGCACAGGGAGACCCGGCAGCGUUUUGCCAUGAAGAAGAUCAACCGGCAGAAUCUGAUGCUGAGGAACCAGAUCCAGCAGGUGUUUGUGGAGCGGGACAUCCUGACCUUUGCUGAGAACCCCUUUGUGGUCUCCAUGUUCUGCUCCUUCGAGACGAGACGCCACCUCUGCAUGGUCAUGGAGUAUGUAGAAGGUGGGGACUGUGCCAACCUGUUGAAGAACAUUGGCCCGCUGCCAGUGGACAUGACCCGGAUGUACUUUGCGGAGACGGUCUUGGCACUGGAGUACCUCCACAACUACGGCAUCGUACACAGAGACCUGAAACCUGACAAUUUGCUGAUCACGUCCAUGGGCCACAUCAAGCUGACUGACUUUGGCCUGUCCAAGAUCGGCCUGAUGAACAUGACCACCAACCUGUAUGAGGGGCACAUUGAGAAGGACACAAGGGAGUUUAUAGACAAACAGGUGUGUGGUACUCCGGAGUACAUCGCCCCAGAGGUGAUCCUGAGGCAGGGCUAUGGGAAGCCGGUGGACUGGUGGGCUAUGGGCAUCAUCCUCUAUGAGUUCCUGGUGGGGUGCGUGCCUUUCUUCGGGGACACGCCCGAACAGCUCUUCGGACAAGUGGUCAAUGAUGACAUUAUCUGGCCUGAAGGUGAGGACACCCUGCCUGCUGAUGCCCAGGACCUGAUCACCAGGCUGCUGAGACAAAGCCCCCUAGACCGCCUCGGGACUGGGGGAACACCAGAGGUCAAGAUGCACAUGUUCUUUGUGGGUCUGGACUGGAACGGACUGCUACGACAGAAAGCUGAGUUUAUCCCCCAACUGGAGACUGAGGACGACACCAGUUACUUUGACACCCGGUCUGAGCGGUACAGCCACCUGGAUUCGGAAGAUGAUGAUGAUGAUGAUGAGACAUGUGACGAAGAUACGUCCCUGGAGCUCAAACAGUUCUCCUCCGUGGCACAUCGCUUUAGCAAGGUGUACAGCAGCACGGAGCACCUGUCCACGUCAACGCCAUCCAAUCAGAGCCUGUCGUCGUCGGACCGCAGCCACAGUGAGGAGAAGGAGGAGAGGUGGGAGGGGAAGGGUAUCCUCUCCCCAGGAGAGGGACACAAACACGUGGCCAGCGGGGACCGGAGGACGGAGGGCCACAGAGGAAGCCUGCGUCCCAGGGCCUCCUCCAGUUCGUCCCAGUCAGAGAGAAGUGCCAGUCCGCUGGUGAUGAACAGCACCCAGAGCCUGGACACCAUGCCACGCUUCGCCAUCGCAGCUGAGGAAGAGGACGGGGUAGUGUCCAACUUGCGGCGUAUCCGUCUCCGUAGUAACAGCACAGGCACGCGGCCCUCCUACAGACGUGGGGCGUCCCGCCGCAUCGGGCACCAGCUGGACACCCCCGAGAAGCCCAGGCCCCCAGCGGCCUGCAAGCUCCCCAAGUCAGCUUCCAUCUCAGGCCUGUCCCUCAUCAUCACCCCAGAUACCACGGACGGUCUCCCCAGCAGCCCCAAGUCGUCGCUGUCCCUAUCCUCCAACCCCUCGUCCCGAGACUCGUCCCCCAACCGGGGAGACCUGUCCCUCAGCAUCACCAGCCUGCGCCCCCCCGUGGUCAUCCACAGCUCUGGGAAGAGGUUCGGCUUCGCCCUGCGUGCCAUCCGCGUCUACAUGGGGGACUUGGACGUCUACACCGUGCACCACAUGGUCUGGUGUGUGGAGGAGGGCACUCCGGCCCACGAGGCGGGCCUGAGGGCUGGUGACCUCAUCACCCACGUGAACGGGGAGUCGGUCCAGGGGCUGGUGCACACUGAGGUGGUGGAGCUGCUUCUCAAGAGUGGCAGCAAGGUGACCCUGCAGACCACGGCCCUGGAGAACACCUCCAUCAAGGUGGGCCCAGCCAGGAAGACCAGCUACAAGAGCAAGAUGGCCCGACGCAGCAAGAAGAGCAAGAGGAAGGACGGCCAGGACGGUAGACGACGUAGCAUCUGGAAGAAGCUGUCCAAGCACACCCCUCCUCCCAUGCAGAGCAGUCGCAGUUUCUCCUCCGGCUUCCAACAUUCAGUCUCCUCCAGUGACAGCCUGUCUGGCUCCCCCACCCAGAGCCUCUCGCCUGGGCCCUCCACACCCUGCCGCUCCCCUGCCCCUGACCAGUCUGGAGACUCCAACUCCCCCCAGAGCUCCUCUCCCUGCUCCAGCUCUCCCAACUCCCCCGUCCCCCAGGCCCGUCCCAGCUCCCUCCAGGUCCUAGGCCGCUACACCAAGGCAGGCCGCUGCAAGUCCACCAGCAGCAUCCCCCCCUCCCCGCUGGCCUGUAUCCCCCCUCCGCAGCCCCUCUCCCCCCAGUGCUCUCCUUCCUCCCUCCCCAGCCUUUCAAAGGGCCUCCACGGCUUCCACGGCAAGACCCUGUCCCCUCCCACCAUCGCACGCCAUUCUGUGCGCCCCCGCAGCGCCGAGCCGCCCCGCUCGCCCCUCCUCAAGAGGGUGCAGUCGGCUGAGAAGCUCUCAGGGGUGUACCACGGUGACAAGAAGGCCUACGCCACCCGCCGACACACCAUGGAGGUACCCCUGUCGGAGGGGGAGGGGCUAGAGGCCCUGGAUACGGCCAGAGGGUUUGUCUGUGUGGGGGAACAACAUGGCCGCCAGGGCCUGUAUCUGGGCGGUCAGAGAAUCCACAGGGAGUCGACAAGCAGCGACCACCGCAGUGACCACUGCUCCAAGGAGUUGGUGAUGAGGAAACUGGCCCUGUCYGAGAGGAGGGACUCCUUUAAGAAGCAGRAGGCGGUGCAGGAGGUGAGCUUUGACGACCCGGAUGAGAAGGAGCAAAGACCCACCCUCCCCGUCAGGCAGCCGCGGUUUAAGGCAUCGUGGAUUAACUUGGCUCAGUCCGACUGGAGCCUGGAGGUGGCAGGGCGAGGAGCACAGGGUACAGCAGCGCAGAAAUCCAAGCCAAAGGAGAAGGAGGGGUAUUAGCCUAGCGUUGCUCCAAUAAGGUGAAAGGUCUAGGUAGAGUCACACCCUAGACUAAGGUUACAUACUCUCUGACCGGCUACUGUACCGUAUAUGAAGGGCUUGCAUGUUUAUCCGCGAGAAUAUACUCAAGCCUGAGCCAAUUGAGGCAACUGGAGGGAGAGUACAACAACAACAAAAAGACUUCACACGGUUGAGUUACAGUAUKCAUCGUACCACACUCGAAACUGUUGAGCCAAAAUUGGUUUAAUCCCUCCCACCUUUGGUUUUAGGUUCACUGUAGCACCUGUAACAUUUUUGUACUUUGUAAAUACCUUUUUUUAUGAAAUAACCUAUUUAUUACUUUUUAUGUUCAUUUUAUUUGUUUCAGGCUGAUGACUUCAUUUAUUGGCCCUUAUUUGUGACAAUGUCACAAAUUUGAUGCGCCCAUUCUGUUGUGUGAAUGGAUAGAGACAUGAGGAAACUCCAAGUUAAUGAACUAAAUUAAGAACAAAGAUUUGGAUGUUGCUUAUAGAUGCAGACAGCCGAUGAAUAAUAUGUUUUCUCCCAUAUCUGUUAAAUUGUUUAACAUUCUAUUAGUAUUCCAAAAGUGUUUCAUGACAUGAAAUAUGGCUGCUGAUUCUGUCUGAUCAAAAUAGGCCUUUCAAACAUACGUUGAAUGUUUAUGUACUUAGUGUGUCCAAGCCCUUUAAUUCAGUGCCGUCUUUAACACACUAGAACAAUAAUAUGGUAGUAAUGAUUCAUGGUCACAGGGAUAGUGAAAUAGUGCCCCCGUGCCAAAGCAUGGAUUUCUCAUAAGAACCCUUCUAAGUAAGAGGUACUGUACAUAGGAAGCUUCAUGAUUGAGCCCUGUUGCCAAGCCCUGUCAAUCAUUCCAGUGAUGUCAUCAAAUGGAUAAACUCCACCGAUUUCUUCCAUUGGUUUAAAUCACAAAAUGAUUGACGGGACACAAAAUAAAGAACGCUUCGUUCUGCCAGUGCUACCUUUUUGAUACUAGAUUGUUGGUGAUCCUGCAAUACCAUACUAACCUGCUUGUUGAAGCAAGCUACCCUACAAUGUAAUCUAGCGGAAGAGUGUAUUUGCACAGGUUAGGCGUUUUCCCUGAACACUGUUCUCAUUCUUUUUCAGAACUCUUGUUUUCCGUUUGCAUUUUAAGAAUUGUGCGGUGUAUGUAGGAACUGGCUCGCUGUGCUGUUUUUUUAAAACAAUGUUAUAUGAAUGAAUGUUUACAUUUUCGGGUCAGAUGUGUACUGUAUGUGAACUUUUUUCAUCUUCACUGUUAAAGGGGGCAAUCUGCAGUUGCUUCAUCCAUUUUUGGACUUUUAAAUUAA
Molecule: messenger RNA, 5858 nt
Organism: Salvelinus sp. IW2-2015
Lineage: Eukaryota; Metazoa; Chordata; Actinopteri; Salmoniformes; Salmonidae
Product: microtubule-associated serine/threonine-protein kinase 3
Biological process (GO): intracellular signal transduction; peptidyl-serine phosphorylation
Molecular function (GO): protein binding; ATP binding; magnesium ion binding
Source: RefSeq, a predicted model, not a curated record